Molecule: messenger RNA, 4673 nt
Organism: Balaenoptera musculus (blue whale)
Lineage: Eukaryota; Metazoa; Chordata; Mammalia; Artiodactyla; Balaenopteridae
Gene: SLC25A40
Product: solute carrier family 25 member 40
Exons: 12
Coding region: 64-1254 (396 amino acids)
Biological process (GO): mitochondrial transmembrane transport
Source: RefSeq, a predicted model, not a curated record
UCACUGUGACGCCUUCUCGCUCUCAGAUCCGCCAUGUGGCUCCGAGGUGGCUAAACGGAAUGAAUGCAGUUAGCGCCGUCAGCCAGACCAACUCGCCUCCGAGGUCCUUCCCGCCUUCUAAGGUUGCCGGGACUGCCUGCCCUCCAGCCGCUUCCUCCACCAGAUUUUCAGCUACUGAUGUUACAAACAAAAUAUUGGAACAUAGAGUUGAGGAAAAGACUUAAACCAGUUAAAAAUAUGGAUCCUGAAGCAGAGGGACCACCAAUUAUCAAAGUGACUCCUCUUCAACAAAUGCUUGCCUCUUGUACUGGAGCUAUACUGACAUCACUGAUGGUGACACCCUUUGAUGUUGUUAAAAUUCGACUCCAAGCCCAAAACAACCCAUUCCCCAAAGGAAAAUGUUUUCUAUAUAGUAAUGGACUUAUGGAUCAUCUAUGUGUCUGUGAAGAGGAAGGCAGCAAAGCAUGGUAUAAGAAGCCAGGACGUUUCCAGGGAACAUUGGAUGCCUUUUUGAAAAUCAUUCGAAAUGAGGGAAUUAAGUCCCUGUGGAGUGGCCUUCCUCCUACCUUAGUGAUGGCAGUUCCUGCCACAGUUAUUUAUUUUACCUGCUAUGACCAAUUAACUGCUCUUCUGAGAUCUAAAUUAGGAGAAAAUGAAAGCCGCAUACCAAUUGUUGCUGGAAUUCUGGCCAGAGUUGGUGCAGUAACUGUAAUAAGUCCACUGGAAUUGAUUAGAACCAAGAUGCAGUCUAAGAAGUUUUCUUACGAGGAACUGCAUCAACUUGUCAGCAAGAAAGUGUCUGAAGAUGGCUGGAUUUCCCUCUGGAGGGGCUGGGCUCCUACCGUUCUUAGAGAUGUACCAUUCUCAGCAAUGUACUGGUAUAACUAUGAAGUUUUAAAGAAGUGGUUGUGUGCAAAAUCUGGUUUAUAUGAACCAACAUUUAUGAUCAACUUUACUUCAGGGGCAUUAUCUGGUUCUUUUGCAGCUGUUGUAACUUUGCCAUUUGAUGUGGUGAAAACACAAAAGCAGACACAACUUUGGAUAUAUGAAAGUCGGAAAAUUUCUAUGCCUUUGCAAAUGUCAACAUGGGCUAUAAUGAAGAACAUUGUUGCUAAGAAUGGAUUUUCCGGAUUAUUUACAGGCCUAAUUCCUCGUUUAAUUAAAAUUGCUCCUGCUUGUGCUGUUAUGAUCAGUACAUAUGAAUUUGGAAAGUCUUUUUUCCAGAAACAAAAUGCUCGAAGACAGCAAUACUAGAGAUGCUAUUUCAACCUGAAAUAACCACCAUGACCAAAUAAUAAGAUGGAGAAUCUUAGACAAGAGCUUUUUUUCACCAUUAUCUUACAAUGGUUUUUUAUCUUUCUUAUCUAUAAUUUAAAUGAAUAGUAAAUUUCUACUUUGCAUUUAAAUCAUAAUCCUAAUUUUUAAAUAAAUUUUUUAUCCUAAGUUUUGAGAUUUUGAAAAAGAUAUUCCAGAAAUCAUCACCAUUGAGCAUUCUUAUAAAGAAAAGAAGAAUUAUUCUACACUGAAAGCAAUAAUCUCAGAGUUUGAUAACAAAUCUCGGUGUAAGUUAAUCCUAUUGAGAGUGUGUCAGAGACAACAGAACAUUUUGAAUUGUGUGCUGAAUGAUGUACAGAGUCUAAAAGAAAAAUUCGCAAAUCGUUUAUACACAUUUAAAUCACGGGCAUAGAUAUUUAAGUAUUUCAGCAAAGUAGAUAAUGGAAGGCAGUCUUUAGAUAACAUUAUUCACAUAUACCACAUAUUACCUAUUAGUUAUUUUCUUUAAUUCACAUGCAUUUGGUAUUUUGUUUUUUUACCUUGUUACUGUUCUAAGGCCUCAUGAAUAUUAGGAUUUUUCUGAUCAGAGGUGUAUGGUUAUUUUAUCUUCAUGAACCAAAAAUAAUUUGUAUGAUAUUGAUGCUGCUAUUUUUGAUGACUAAAGACCCUGUGUUAUCUACUGUCUCUGCAAGAGAGAGGGAGCUUUUACUGCCUGUAUCAGAUGUUCACUUCAGUCAAACUUGGGUGUGCAGUGGAAAACCACAUUGUAUUCAGACCAGUAAAAAUGCUGUUUCAGCACAGGAAGGGCCUCUGGUUUCAGCUGUCCUGUAAUGUAAGUAUCACCAUUUGUGGAGUUCUCUAGGUCAUUUCUAUUGGCUUGUUCUAACAAAAUUGAGACUACUACAAUAUCAGUCACAGAAUAUUUCCAAAAUGUCCCUUGAUUUUACACAUCUCACAUUAGUAUGCUAGACCAAGAACUGAACAGGCAGCAGUUUCCUUGAAGAAAGAGCUUUUGGUCACUGGAGGCUAAUGCCUAAAUAAUUUAGUUAAUGAAUGUAGGAAUGAAAUAAAAAGGAUAUGAUUUCAAGACAAACAAUAUUUUUUUAAUAUUUUUGUUUUUCUCAAGAUCUGUAUCCUGUGAGAAAAAGCACUUUAUUGCAGUCUAUGUGAAUUUUAUGAAAAUGUGAAGCAUAUUUUUCCCUAAAAUAGAGUAAUAUAUUUAAGUGACAAAUCUCUAGUGUUGGAAGAGGAAUUAAUGUAUUUUCUAAUAUAGUAGAAAACUGUUUAUGUUUCACCAGAAAUAAACUCUGUAGGGUUUGUAUUUAACCUUUUGUGUUUAUUUUAUCGUCUGUUGAUUUACUUUAAGUUUGCAACAUAUAUAUCCAUAAAAAUGUAAAUAUUUAUAACUUUGACUUAUAUUUUCAUUAAAAUAUUUUGUGCUUUCUUAAAAUAUCACUGUGCUUCUAGCUAAAUAUUUUCAUAUAAAAUCAUUAUGUUAAUGCUAUACUACACACAUAUGUAUAUAAAACACACACACAUGAAAGUUUAUCUUGAACACUGAUGUUUAACAGUAUUAAAUUUAAAUUUACCUUGGUUCUGCUAUGCUUCUUUUUGAUAACUGGUAGAAAAAGGCAAAAAAAUUUAGGUUUUGAAAUGCUCUCAAAAAGCGGUCACAUAUUUCAACUUAAUGUCACUUAAUAAACAACGGAAGGGAAAUCUUCAUCCUGCCCCCACCCCACUACGGACUGCACUUGUGAAAAAUGCUUACUUUAUGACUAGAAUAACUUAAAUAAAUCUAAUGCCCUACAGUUUUUCUAACAUACAUUACAUGCAAUGUAUCUGAAUGAAAAGAAGGCUGAACUGAAGCUUUCUCUAUACUUAAGUGGUCCAGAAGCAUUAAUAGUAGCAACUGAAAAGCAUUUGGUUACAAAUUGUGUUCUUGGUAAUGUUUCUGAAAGGAAACAGUUUCAUUCUGUUAAUGUUAAUUUCUAACAUACACAUUUAAAUUUUUUAAGAAAAAUGUCUUAUGCAAGUAUUACAUGUUUGCUACCUUUCAUAUAAUACACGUUUGACUUUUAAAAAAAGUAAUAUGGAAUUAAAGUAAAAUUUUCUUUAUUUCUAGGAAGACUAUUCACUAUGCUUAUUUAGCCACAUUUGACUACUUUAAAUCCUAACCUCUUUUUUUCUGGGGCACAAAUUACAGGGAUGUGGAAAAGUUUAGUGUAUCACUUUAAAAUUUUUUUCCAAAAUGAACUUUUAAAAAUAAAUUACUGCUGUUAUAUUUUAAUCUAUCAUUCAACACUUACUGAGACCUUUUAUGUGGUAGGCAGUAUAAAAAGCACUGGAGAUAAGAUGACAUUUCAAAUACUCUCACUGGCCUUCAGGUUUCAGCUGUGAUUGCUACAAGUAUGCAAAAGGAGUGAUGGAAAAGCUGAAGAAUUCUCCCCUCAGCCUGUGGCGGAGGGACUAGUCAGGAAAUGCUUCUAAGAUUAGGACAUGCGAUCCAAUUAAACGUACCUGGAGGUUGGGAGUCUUCAAUCAGGCAGUGGUAUUUAGCGCCAGUGGCUUGAGCAGAGAGUAUACAUGGCCAUGUGGUAGGAGAUAAGAUUGGAAAUGGAGUCCAAGGGGCCUUGUCUGCCAAAGGAGGAACAAGAAGCAAGAGGGAGCCAAGUAAGUAUUUUUGGCACAGCUUUAAAAGUUAGAGUUGUGUUCUGUUUUGUUUUUCCCCCAAGACCAGUAUUUUCCUUUAACUGAAAGAAAAUAGGAUAGCACAGUUUAGCACAGCAUAGAAUAGAAAACACCGGGAUGGGUCACGUGUUAAGGCCAAGUGCUGUGUAGUGAAACUUUGGUUUUAGUUGGGUUUUAGAAAAAUAACUGGCAGUAUGAAAAAGGGGACUUAUAAUAAGGUGAUCUAUUUAAAAACAAAAGUUUUGGUUUGGAUUAAAAUAUAUUUUUAAAAGGUACCACUGUGACAUUGGUAUAAUUUUACCUUCUCUCUCCUAUCAGUGAAGUAAAACAAAUGCUAAAGCAAAAUACAAGGUGCUUUGCUUACAGAAGAGCAAAGUGGAUUAGUUUAAAAAAAAAUAAGGAGCCCUGAUGUUCAAAGCAGUCAUGUGACAUUUCCAAGGUAAUCCAAUGUAUUAGUUUAUCAAAACUAGAAAUUGUAACCAACAAUAGGAAAUUUAACAAAGAAUUUACAUAAGUUGUAAAUUUGAGAAACAUUUUUAACCACUUGAAAACUUGUAUGUAAAUCUAAUAAAGAUGACUUAAAUAAAAACCAGCUGAGUCUACUUGCAUUUUUAAGGUUUCUGUCAAUCAUAAUAGUAGUCUGUAUUUGGUACUUACCACUUACGAACUUAUAUAUAUGAUGUUAUUUAAUGUUGACAUCCUGAUGCCAU